Messenger RNA from Lactuca saligna, 1494 nucleotides. NCBI's taxonomy places the organism in Eukaryota, Viridiplantae, Streptophyta, Magnoliopsida, Asterales, Asteraceae. The record is from the annotation of a GenBank genome assembly.
AUGAAAGUCUUCACAUUCCAGUUGAAAGGGGAGCAUCAUAGGCUCACAUACGAAGAGCUUGAUUCUAUCAUGGGUAUAGACGAUCCACUCCGCAUCAGCCCCCAAAAUCAAGAGUACCAAGAUUUUCUGCGUUACCCGGAUGCAAACUUUUGGAUGCAAAUUUCUGGUCUCGCAACCUUCAACCCAAGCCGACAGCGAGCCAAGCACAUCGUUCACCCCUGCUGGCGAAUUGCUCACCGAGUCCUUACGACGAGUAUCUUCGGGCGUCUCGAGCCCGGUCAAAUCAACAGAUGUGAGCUAUUUUUCCUUCGAAGCAUGAGGCGUGCACUCCCCCUCAGUUUUUCAAGCUUCUUUUUAGACAAAUGUGACUCCAUACGCCAACGUUCCUCAGGGGAAAUUUUCAUCGGGGGACUUAUCACGAUCAUAGGUCGAGCCGUCGGCCUAGACUUCCCGGAUCCCGAGUACAUACCUGUCGACACCCCACCGAACUUCCUGCUAGACUGUGACACUCUCAUCCGGAUGGAGAUGUUGCUCGAUCGGGGAACCCGCACGUACAGCGACCCCGACACUUGGCUUCCUCCAGAUCAAUUGACCCAAGCAGGUGUAUUCCCAGAAUUCGGUGAUGAUGAGGGUGACGACGCAGAGCAACAAGAGGAAGAAGAUGACGAAGAGAACGACGAGAUGCCCGAAGCUGAGGACCAUUUUGACCAGCCCUCGAUGCAGCAGCCGAUGUUUCUGCAUGAUCAAUUCCAGGCCCCUCCACACCAUUUUGACCAGCCGCAUCAGCAGGAGGGACACGAAGUCCCACCAUAUUCCCCCCCCCCACUGAUAGAAGACCUUGGAACAACCAUUGAUGUGGUUUUGGUUAAUGGUGUGCUUCAUGAAGGAGAUGAAAUUGUUGUUUGUGGCUUUCAGGGGUCAAUUCAUACAACAAUCCGAUCAUUGUUGACUCCUCACCUAAUGAAGGAACUCCGAGUAAAGAAAUCAAAGUUGCACAACGGAUUGAUUUACUUACUUCAUUUCAUAGACCCUUCUCCUUUACUGUCCCAUGUGGAAGAUUUCCCAAACAGAUUGAUUUGUGGUACGCUGCUGAUGGAGACACAAGAUGGAGGUGAUGUCAAAGGAGAAGUUUCUCCUCGUGACAUAGUUUACACACAGGCUGCUGGAGGUGAAGAAGACCCAAACAUCUUUCACAUGCUUGAUCUUCGCUUUGAAGGAAUAAGCUGGCGUGAUGAUUCACUUGAAUUGAUAUAUGAAGAUUCGUACUCUGACCCAUGCUGCAGAGAACUUCUUAUGGGACUUAUGUUAUUGCCAAGAGAACCCGAUAAUUCUGGAAAUUGUGAACAGAUCUUCUUAGAGCUAAUGAAAGUUCCAUGUUCGGAAGCUAAACUCAUAGUUUACUCUUAUAAGUUGCAGUUUAGUACACAGGUUUCAGAACUUAGGGAUAAGCUAAACAUUGUUUAUUUAUCAGUAGAACAUGCAAGUUCUUUGUAA